Molecule: messenger RNA, 7143 nt
Organism: Amoebophrya sp. A120
Lineage: Eukaryota; Dinophyceae; Syndiniales; Amoebophryaceae
Source: the annotation of a GenBank genome assembly
AGGACCCUACCAUCGAGUUUUUAUUCAUCUUUCCCAGUAGUGUGGAAAAACAAUCAGUAAUUUUUUCUAGCCUCUCUCUGUAUAAUAGUUUGAUUUUGUUUUAAAGAGACUUGUAGUCGCAAGUAGGUUUUCAAGCCUCUAUCUUCAGUGGUUGAGUACAUGAUCGUUCUAUAGUCGGUGUGUUAUCUUCUGAACGCCAACACAUUUCACUAAACGACGACACAAUUAAGUAAAGCUACGACCUGAGUCCACACAAAUGCAAAAAUCUUCUCGUGUAUCUACUUCUUACAGGUGCAGUAUUUUGUAAAAAAGUAGAUUGCGCAAGUGCGAUACUUCACUAAAAAAAAAUUAGAAUAACUCAUAAAAAAGUAAUAUGAAUCCCACUGCCUCAUCUGAAACCGCCGACAAGAACGCCCGGACCUACCUGCAGACAGCUGGCUCAACGAAUUAUGGGGCGGGAAACAAGUCGGCAGGGCCAAUAUCAGCAGAGGCUACUUCAGCUUCUAGGCUCCUCCCGACGCAAAGCAGUGUGAGUGCCGCCUCAGCGAUCCCGGCCCCGAUAGAGCGCGCGGCUUCACACCUGCGGCCGACUUUAUCCGUUUCCCACAAAAAUACGAACCUGCAACAACAGAACAACCAUGGGACGCAGAGCUGGGCGUGGUCUUGGGCACGGGGGUCGACGACGACGGCGGGGGGCAAUCAUGCUGGUGCAGGAGCUGCGGCACAUCUUGCUCACGAAACAGGCAUAGGUCACACGGCGGACGGAGCGGCAACACAGAACGGAGUGGUCGGUGGAGCGCAUGGACCACAUCAUGCUCUUCCGCCGGCGCAUGGUGGACAGCAGCACCAAGAGUUGCACCCGCCGCAAGUACAGGAGCAGCAGCAGCAAAAUGGUACAAGUACAGGGCAGUUUCAGAAUCAGAAGGGCAAAGGAAAGCAAGGCAGCUUUUCAUCUGGUGGAGCAGCUACUUCUUCCAAGAAUUAUACGGCAUCGGUCCAGCGGGCCGACACGUUCAACAGUGAGAGCCACGAUCAUCAAACUGGCGGCCACAGCGACGACGACGCGGUGUGGGUGCAGAACAUUUACGAGUUCAUGCUGGCGCUGCAGGAAGACGCAGACUUCCGGAAGCAGGUCGACCUCCCCCCGCUUUCCUCUUUAUCCCGACUUUCCUCCCAGCAGCCCCAGGACCCCCCGCAGAAGACCAAACGCGGGCGGCACAAGGUCGAGGCGAGUGCGUUUUUCCGGUAUCUGCGGACGAAGGGAAUACUCGAUGACGACAACCGCGUGUUCCCGGUGCGGGUGCGCGCGAAGCAGGUUUUGGACUGUCAGAAGCGCGGCGGAAAGUGGUUCGAGCUGUACGCCGCGGAGGAGCGGCACCAGCUGCAGAGGGCCGCGAGCUCCCUCGGCAGUCGGUCACCGGCAUUGUCUUUCCGCAGUAAAAACAGCGCGGAAAAUUUCGGCAGGGACAGUCAGUUGAGCUACGCCAGCGGCAGUUUAUUUGGGAACAAGUAUGGGAGUAAGGACGGGCAGUUCACUGGAGACACGAGCAAUCUGGAGGACGGAGAGGCGACAUUUGUCUUGCAGGGGUUCCCGAGCGUCUCCACCGCGGGGGGCGGGACAAUCUCUAUUGCACAUCAACAGCCCUCGAGUACAUCAAAACUGCUACAGGACGAUCAUGACAACAACUAUUUCAGUGCCGCCACGCUGGAACUACGACCUGAACCACAGGCGCAAGCAGUAGACUACCCGAAUUUAUUGCAGCAAACGGAGGAAGAUGUUGUCGAGGGGGAGCAACACUUACUCCUGAAAGACGACAACAAAACCUUCUUCGCGGAAAUGACGGAUGACGACCGGACGCCCCUGACAUUAGCGGAGGAGAAGGAUUUGCUGUUAUCCCAAACCGAGUUCAUCUUCAUUGUCCGCGGUUCGCCGGAGAUCAUCGCGCGGGCCUGCGCGAACGAUUUCGUGAUGAAAGACUUCGACGACUUCCAGACCGAUUGCUUCCAGAUCUACCAGGAUCUGAAGGACCACUGCAAGGGGGCGAAGGCCUCCUACAUUCCGCAACUGCAGUCCCAGAACGAAAACUGGUGGGCGGUGGCCGCCUGCACGGUGGACGGACAGCGGCUGGCGAUCGGAGAUUUUGCGAUCGAAUUCUGCCUGCAAUCCUGCUCCAAAACCAUCACGUAUGGGGCGGUGUUGGAGGGGGUGGGUGUGGAGCAAACCCACCGGCACGUCGGGUGCGAACCGAGCGGGAUGAUUUUCAACGCACUCGCGUUAGACCGGAACGGGUUGCCGCACAACCCGCUGAUCAACUCCGGGGCGAUCAUGUGCGCGGGGAUCUACUUCGCGGCGGCCAUCGAGCGGAAGAUGGAGUCGGCGAAAAAGAUGGAGGAGCAACAGCAGCUAGAGAUCGAGCGGAGCUUGAAGGGAAGCUUCGACGAAGAGAUGAGUCAAGAUUUAGUACUAGAAAAUGAUCAGAAGCAAGAAGAUGACACGACACUAGAAGAUGAAGAGGACAACAGUAGAUCCGAGACGUCUUUCCCCGCCUUUAAUACGCUGCCGCCGAGAAGCAAAUCCUGCCCGGAGCAUGUGAUGCUGGAGGGGAAGGCGAACAGCUGUUCCUCCGUGCUGGAGGAAGGCGUGCAUCUUGGAAAGGAGCAUAAUGGAGCUGCAAUCAACAUCAAAAACGGUAUCGUGGACGUCGGCCCUUCAUUAGGUACGAUGACCGGAGGUGCUGGGUUAACGAAUACGACCGCAGCUCCUGCUCUAUCGACCGACGGCUCCUCCGACCACGGUUUGAAAUUGGAGAGCAAAGCGUUUACGUUUGCCUCUACGUCCCAGGAGUGGACGGUGACCAAUCCACCUCCCGGGGCAGCAGGAGCUUCUGUUGAGGAAUCAUCUUCAAUGGGAUCUUCGAGUACAGCUCGUCCUCGUGCUGGAACUACAAAUGAUGUCAACAAAGCGAGCGUUGAAGGUUUUUACACCAACAAGCCCCUAGUACUUCCCACCCUCCCCUACGGUGGGGGUUUCGGCCUAGAUUCGGAGAUCACGACAGACAUGGACCAGCAACCACCCCCGCCACUCAGAAAAAGGCACACGACGCACGCAGAUGGCGUUCUUUUGUCAGCAGGAACGUCAACUAUGACGUCCAGAGGAAAUAAGAGAACAGAAACGGAAAGAAAUAAAGGGCAAAAUGGCGCGAGCAGUGCGGAGGAACCACCGCCCACAGGUCGUGACAAUAUUAACAUGAAGAUUGCGAACAGCAAAACCAACACUGGUUACCAGCAACCGCACCAACCUUCCGGAACAGAAAUGCGAAAUAGAAUACAGAUGAAUCCCGAGAUAAAUAACGUUGCCAACGGGAGUACUACUACCGGUCCCACCACUGUCGUUCAUCCGGGGGAACAAAACAACAAUAAUAGAGACAAUAACAACGAAGACGACGAUGAUGGUUUGCUGACGGACAUUCCGAAAAUCAUGAUCGAGUUCAUCCAAAACUUGUCAAAGGACGAAAACAUGAAUUGCUCGUCUCUCGCCGAGGCCUCAGGCCUGUCCAUCGAGCAGGUUUGGAAGAUUCUGAAGCGCGGGAAUGUGGUAUCACAGUGAAAAAUGCCCCCCACCCCUGAAAUUGCAAGAAUUUGUGAUGCGAAGUUUCCAAAUGAAAGCUUUUUGUCAUGCAUGAAAGGUGUACGAAUCUUUCUGAUGCAGAUUCUAGUCGUGUUUUGCAUCGCUUGCAUGACAAGCACCGCUCUUGCUGGGAUCUUUUGCAAUGCAAAUUUCUGCUAUUCACGAUCGGAAAUCUGUGAUGCUGAUACACACAAGAGGGCGAGUGUUUCAUUUGGAAAGAUUUGCAAUACAAAUGCUUUCAGGUUCGGGGGUGGGGGCAUUUUUCAUUGUAAUACGUGGACUACCUGAACACCCCGGGCACGAACGUGUACCACGAAACCCCGGUAUCAAAAGGAAAAAUCCCCCCUCCCCAUAUCAAAGCGGAAAUCUGUGAUGCAGAUUUGUUGUCACAAAUCAGCUUUGUCAUGCUACACGGGAAAAGAUGCGGACUGUAGUGCUGGGUGGCGUGGGGGAGCCUUGCAUCUUCAGCAUGAUAGGAGGCAGCUGAGAGUGGGCAACAGCAUGACAAAUUGCCUGCAAACGAGACCACGACUGCGGCUCUUGGCCUUCUAGCAUGGCAAGUCGAUUUGGUACCUCAAAUCCUGCGUCACAGAUUUCCAUUUCGAUAUGGGGAGGGGGGAUGUUUCCGUUUGAUACCCGGGUGGGGUGCCGGGAAGGGUGUUUGAGCCCUGGAACGAGGCGGAGAUGCUGGAGUACGAGGAAAAGGAGCUGGAAAUGCAAAGGUUGCUCGGUCUGGAAACCGACACGCACAAUAAUUUUGACGACGUUUACGAUCAUAAUUUUUACGGCGACGAAAAUAAUCCUUCGACGAACAACAAGUCAGUCCCAGCGUCGACGCAUGCGUUGCGGAGGCGGCACUCGAAAGAGAGGAUGGGGCGGAGAGCAAACCGGAGGGACUCCUUCACGGCAGCAGGAGGGGGGAACAAUGAACUGAGUGUGAGCCCCCCGGCGAGGGGUGGAGCGUCGAAUCUCCAAAUAAAUGCGCGGAACAAGAAAAGCCAGAACGCAGCGCGGGCGAGGAACAUCCAGCUUGCAGUGACAAAAUCGAAGGAAACGAAAGACGGUUCAUCUGCCGCUCUGAAGCAGGAGCAAACGAUGAAAAGUAAGAACUCGACAGCCAAAUCGAACAAUUCUAGGUACAACAAUAGUAACGAGCGCGCCGCCAGUCCGGAACAAGACUCUUCAGCUACCGGAAAAAUGUCAAAUGCUGCGCUCGUGCACCACCCGAACAAUUAUUCGGAAGCAGACAACUACGAGAGCAACAGUAACCGGCCUUCUACAGCCCUGUCGCAGUCCGGCUCCGAGCAAGUCGUGUUUUCGCCGGAAUCGCGGACCGCAAGUGCAACGUUCGAUACGGAAGUACUAGACGUUGGUAGUUCAUCUUCGCAACAACUGUUGUGCCAAAACGCGGUAUCAACCGCCGUUCCAACGCGUAAGCCGAAAAUCGCGUCGGCGAGCAGUCCGCAACUGAGUCCAAUCCGUGGCAGGUCGCCGGAGAAGAGGGGAGCAGGAGCAGGUGCUGUUGUUCCGACGGUGAAACUAGCUAACGGCGAAAAUGUUGAUCAUGAUCAGAAAAUAAACACAAAGGACCACAAUCCGAAUCUGCUGCUUUUAACCACCACCGCAGCGGACGACCACAUGGGCCACCAGCAGCACAGCGGAGAUGUUGUUGUUCAACAUGAUCACUCUGUUGGCAACAACUUCCAUUUGAGCAGUGGGGAUAAAGAAGUAUUAAAGCCUACUUCAACGUCUCAGACGAACAAAGGAACAGAAACCUGCAAGAAGCAGCUUCCCGUUGUCCCGCAACAUGAUCUUCACAACGGGACUACCACCAGCACGACAAAGACAGACGACAGCACCUCCAGUGACAACAACAAUAAUGGUUCCCCAGACCGCAACUACAGCACAAGAACCCAGAACCUGUCUGCUCGCAACGAGGAUCACAGCUCGGCGUCUUCCUCCGUCGGAGUGCUCGAUAAUCAGAUUAUUAACAAUGACGAUGAUGUAGCAUUAAAUCCCCCACAGGUCCUCGUGGACCAGAACCCCAUGAACACGCUCGGCGACUACGUGGACCAGUGCCUCCGCGAGAUCCAGCAAAUGUGGUCCCGCCUGGGCGGUCGGCGGAAGGUCGGGUACGACGAGGACGUGUUUUUGUCGGAGGCGAAAACCGCGGACCGGAACUUCGCGCUGGCGUAUUACUUGAAGGAGAACCGAGCCUACCCGGAUUUAGUGAACGGUUCCCACUGCGGACGCGACUCGCUGGUCAAUGAGGUGCUGGACUUCUACUUCAAGCUCUGCGCGCUCACCGUCGACUGCGAGACCCUCGCGAUCGCCGCCGCGACGCUGGCGAACGGGGGGGUGUGUCCGACCACCGGGGAACGGGUUUUGAAGACGGAAACCGUGAAGCACAUUCUCAGCAUGAUGUACAGCUGCGGCAUGUACGACUACUCGGGCGAGUUCGCGUUCCGCAUCGGCCUCCCGGCGAAAUCCGGCGUGGCGGGGGGUAUCAUGGUGGUCGUGCCGAAUUUGCUCGGCUUCGCGACCUUCUCCCCCCCGCUGGAUAAGUACGGCAACAGCGAGCGGGGCCGCGAGUUUUUCUCUCGCCUGAUCAACGUGCGCAGGUUCCACAAUUUCGAUAUCACCGAGUCCGGGGGCGGCUUUGGAGGAGGAGGUGCCGGAACAACGAGUACGGGAGGUGGCGGUGCUAAUAUUUCUGCCGCAAUAGGUGGACCUGGACCGGCCGGCGGCGGCGGUGGACCGCAGCAACGAACCUCGCCAACCACCACCGCCACAGAUCAGCCGCCGCGAACGAGUUUGAUUGGAUCCGACCGGGGGGACACCCUGCCGGCGUGGCUGUUCGACCCGAAAAUGCACCUGAUCCAGCUAGCGGCGGUGGGUGACCUCGUCAGCUUCAACCGCAUGCGGCUGUCGGGGACCACCGACUUCUACGGCCAGGACUACGACCAGCGCACGCCCCUGCACCUCGCCGCGUCCAACGGGCACUUGUCCGUCGUUCGCUUCUUGCUCGACAAUGGCCACCCUCUGGACAUGAAGGACCGGUGGGGCGGCACGCCGCUCGACGACGCGUUGCGGGAAAACCACGAAACCGUGGCAAACUUUCUCAUGCUGCACUACCAGCGGUUGCAGGGAUAAUUUGAUCAUGAUGUUGAGAUAAACUAACCAGUAGUACAACGGAUUUUUUUCAAGAGUCAGCUUCAUGAUGGGCCACGACUACGUACUGGCAAGAUUGAACUGGUGACAGGAAGCUGUUCUGGAGCUUUUCUUGUGUGCUGACGGGUUCAGCUUGGACAGUGAUAUUGACACGAGACCGAAAAAGACGUGGAACAAAACUUCUGCCCGUCUAUGUAAGUAUAAAACUUCGGUUCCGGUCGAUCAGCAUGUGUGCGUCGAUACGACUUUUCCUCUUGUCAGAAAGGACAUGAUGUGGUGACUUGGGUUGAACAUGUUCGUAGUUAUCUUUUCGUUCUUCAUAGCACGCGCAGCGGAGGACAAGC